Messenger RNA from Lodderomyces orthopsilosis Co 90-125, 714 nucleotides. RefSeq lists its product as uncharacterized. The coding region runs from base 1 to 714 and encodes 237 amino acids. Lineage: Eukaryota; Fungi; Ascomycota; Pichiomycetes; Serinales; Debaryomycetaceae. The record is from RefSeq and is a predicted model, not a curated record. The transcript has a single exon.
AUGCUUAAACAAUCGAUUAGAAGUGCUUACAAGAAAAACAUUGUCACGAGAAGAUUCAUCCAACAAUCAGCAACUAGACUUGCUAAAGGUGAUUCUUCCACCAUUGAUUCUUAUAGAUUACCUUCACAGUCAUCAAUCAACGAAUGGGAAUUUAAAUAUGACUUUAUUCCAAAGACUUCUCAGCCUAAGGUCCCACCAGUUACCAAAGAAGCGGUCAAGCAAGAUAUUGCACAAGAAAAGGCCCAAGCUGUUGAACGUGAGUUAUUUGCCAAGGAGUCCAAUUCAUCAGUUAAGGUUGAAGCCAAUGAUGCUAAAGUAUUGCAUGGUGGUGAAUCAGUGGAUGCAGAACACGUUCUCCGAGAAGAUACAGGAAGCAACCCAAUCGACUCUUCGAAACCAAAUGUGUCCAAAUCUUCCAAACCAAAGAAAGCGGCUAAUCACGAUCAAUAUGUACAAUCAUCAGUGAACCCAGAUAUUAAUCAAGCUGACAUUGUCAAUUUGGGCGAGAAUGAGAUUGAUCACAAGACAGAACAAGUUGGCAAACAAGCCCAAGUCGUUGAUGAUAUUGAACAUGAUAACUUGCACCAUCAAGGACAACAGCAAUCCUCAUCAUCUUCAGGUAGCUCAAGCGUUGCUGGCGUAUUAGCACUUUUAGGUGCAGGUGGAGCUGGUUAUUGGUACUACACAUCUUCCACCCAACCAGCCAAGAAAUAG